Molecule: messenger RNA, 534 nt
Organism: Aspergillus clavatus NRRL 1
Lineage: Eukaryota; Fungi; Ascomycota; Eurotiomycetes; Eurotiales; Aspergillaceae
Product: U6 snRNA-associated Sm-like protein LSm1
Exons: 4
Coding region: 1-534 (177 amino acids)
Biological process (GO): deadenylation-dependent decapping of nuclear-transcribed mRNA
Cellular component (GO): P-body; Lsm1-7-Pat1 complex
Molecular function (GO): RNA cap binding
Source: RefSeq, a predicted model, not a curated record
AUGGAGAGACUCUCGCUUAACGAUACUCCCGCCGGCGCCCAGCGAGGACACACGCCGCAGCCAUUUCCCCAGCAGAAUAAGAUGCUGGGACCCUCGGCGCCCAUGACACACGGUCCCCCGCAAUUACCCCCGCAGAUGUUCACGACGGCUGCUCAAUUGCUGGAUCUCACAGAUAAGAAACUUGUUCUGGUACUCCGCGACGGGCGGAAACUCAUCGGAGUGUUGAGAAGCUGGGAUCAAUUUGCAAACCUUGUCCUCCAGGAUACCAUUGAACGAAUCUACGCUGGAGGCCUCUAUGCUGAGAUUCCCCGGGGUAUCUUCCUUGUUCGGGGAGAGAAUGUCUUGCUACUGGGAGAAAUUGAUCUCGACAAGGAAGACGAUGUCCCUGCUCAUGUCCAGAAAGCCCCCUUCCCGGAGGUAUUCGAAUUGAAGAAGAAGGAAGACGCGGCGCGGAAAAGAAUGGACAAGAAAAGCCACAACAAGCUCCAGGGUCUUGGGUUCGAACCCGAACACAGCGGAGAGAUCCUGUUUUAA